CGGUCAGCAUCAUUAAACAAGCAGGGAGUGAAAAAAGAAGGAGUCCAUCGAGGCAAGUAGCAGCAAAGACGACAGUGACGAUAUAAAAAUGACUGCGGUCUCGCAAAAGAAGGGCCGCACAAAGCAAGCAUCAGGAUGCAAAGUCGUCUUUGAGAGAUACCUGGAGUGAUUGGAAGCUAUAGCUUAGAUGGCAAGGAAUGAUAAGAUUUCGUCGCACAAGCGUGGCUCGACAUCAUCAUCCUCACUCUCUUCUUCCUCGGCCGCCGCCGCGGCAGCAGCAGCGGCAGCAGCUGCGGCUUCAACUGGAGCCACUGCAGUCACAGCAGCAAAACGCACUGUCGAAUGGGUAAUGACAUCAGAUGUCCCAACAGAUAUAUCCGUGGAAGUUGCAGGUACGAGCUUUGCACUCCACAAGUUCCCACUUGUGUCACGGAGUGGAAGAAUACGGAAGCUGGUUGUGGAGACAAGAGACUUAGAUCCAUCACAAAUCAAGUUACUGGAAAUACCAGGUGGUGCAGAAGUAUUCGAGCUGGUAGCCAAGUUCUGCUAUGGAAUCAACUUCGAGAUUACCACUGCAAAUGUUGCGGUCUUGAGGUGUGCUGCUCACUACCUGGAAAUGACUGACGAUUACGGAGAAGGAAACUUGGUGGUCCGCACCGAGACAUACCUUAACGAAGUCGUCAUUCAGGAUUUCUCCGUAUCGCUCGCUGUAUUGCACAACUGUGAGAACCUCGUCCCAUUAGCAGAAGAGCUCAAAAUUGUGAGCAGAUGCGUUGAUGCGGUAGCAGCUAUAGCCACGGCCUCGCUACCUUCAAGAGAGCAACUAUCUUCAAGCAUGGAGUACAACGGCAGCUCGGGAUGGAUUGACAGCCAAGUUCAAAGCUGCAAAACAGAUCACUGGUGGUCAGAAGAUCUGGCAAUUCUGAGAAUCGACUUCUACCAGCGUACCUUAGCGGCAAUGAUGUCCAGAGGUUUGCUGCACGAAAGCAUUGGAGGAGCGCUGAUAAUCUACGCUCAGAGAUACCUCAAAGGCCUCAACAUGAAGCCCGUGACUAGUCACAACAAAACGAAACUAGCGCCAGCAGCAACGGUUCACGACUCUGGUAUUCCUUCAAUUCUGGAGCAGGAACAACGAGCAUUAGUGGAAACACUUACAAGCAUGCUACCUUGCGAGAAGAACUCUAUAAGCUGCAGCUUCCUCUUUGGCUUGCUUCGCUCGGCCAUAAUUCUAGACGCAUCCAUCAGCUGCCGCAUCGAGCUGGAGCAAAGAAUAGGAAUGCAAAUGGAUCAGGCAGCGCUGGACGAUCUACUCAUACCAUCCAUGUCCUUCACUUGCGACACCUUGUUCGAUGUGGACGUCGUCCAAAGACUGGUGAUAAACUUCCUCCAGCACAAGGAGAAGGAAGACUCUCAAGCCGGCGGCUACGAAUCUGAGAGUACCAGUCCCCCGUCACAAAGCGCAGCCAUCAAAGUCGCAAAGCUCAUAGACAAUUACCUCGCGGAGAUUGCUCCCGAUACAAACCUCAAGCUCCUCAAGUUCUACGCUCUGGCCGAGCUCGUCCCGGACUACGCAAGAGUUGUCAACGAUGGAUUGUACCGAGCAAUCGACAUCUAUCUCAAGGCCCAUUCCAACCUUUCGGAGGGAGAAAGAAAAAAAAUCUGUAAGCUCAUGGACGUCCAGAAGCUAUCGCAAGAGGCGUGCUCUCACGCAGCGCAAAACGAGAGAUUACCUGUCCAGGUGGUCGUCCAGGUGCUCUACUUCGAGCAAGUGAGGCUCCGGGCAGCGAUGGCGGCGUCCAUGAUGGAGGGAGACAACCUUGGGCAUUUCCACCACAAGCUUGGCAGCGGUGCCCUCAGCGCCGCCAUCUCGCCGAGAGAUCACUACGCGUCAAUCCGGAGGGAGAAUCGCGAGCUCAAGCUGGAAGUUGCGAGGAUGAGAAUGCGGCUUACCGAGCUGGAGAAGGAGCACGUAUGCAUGAAGCAGGAGAUGGAGAAAACGAGCUCCACGGCGCACAACUUCCUACAUUCCGUGUCGAGGAGGCUGAGCCGAUUGAAUCCUUUCGGAUCGAGGAAUCAAUCGCACGUCGCGGCGCCCCAGACGCCGGAUUCGCGCGUCUCCAGCCGGAGGAGACGCCAUUCCAUCUCGUGAAUGUCAAACCCUAGAACACCGAAAUUUUCAAAUUCUAGGGCUCUUUUAGAAUCCCUCUCUUCUCUUUCGGAUCAGUUCGCAUCGCGGGAUCAAUCUGAGCAGCAUUUCUACUCCAUAGCUCUUGUUUGUGUGGAUUUUACAGCGCAUUUCGACGAUCUGGCCCCCUAGAUCGUCAAGAAAAAGGAAGAGCUCAUUCUAGGGCUUCUCUUUCGGAUCAAUGCAGCAUCUAAGCACUCUAUAGCUCUUGUUUCUGUGGAUUUUACAGCGCUUUUGGAAGAUCUGACCACCAGAUCCUCAAGAGGAAUGGUCUUGGACAAAAGAUCUAUCGCGGCCGUAUCGAGAGGAACAUCAUAAACGAUGAAAGGAGUUAUCCACGAGGCGCAAAGAUCGUGGAGUGGUGAAACUGAGGAAUCUCGCAGAGAAGAAAGCAGCGAGCGAGUUUCAGCGCGAUUGUUCUUCUUAAGAACAGUCGACUCUCGUUUUUUUCUUCCUCCAUGAAAACUUCG
Selaginella moellendorffii is the source of this 2655-nucleotide messenger RNA. RefSeq names its product BTB/POZ domain-containing protein At5g48800. Gene Ontology annotation, molecular function: protein binding. Bases 188 to 2149 code for a protein of 653 amino acids. The transcript is spliced from 6 exons. The record is from RefSeq and is a predicted model, not a curated record. NCBI's taxonomy places the organism in Eukaryota, Viridiplantae, Streptophyta, Lycopodiopsida, Selaginellales, Selaginellaceae.